CAAGUGAACGUUAAAAUAUCUAUUUGACUAUUUUUUUUCUUUGGUGUCAUCUAUUAUUCUGGUUGCUACUUAAAAUCCACGACUCAUCAUCCCGCGACAAACCCAGAUUCACUGUUCCAUCUUCUUUGAUUUUGCAAAUUUUGCCAUGACAGCACUUCUGCAAAUCUCCAUCAAUCUCCCGGCCUUAAACUCCUCCUAUGGCAAUCGAAGCAAGAGACUGCCCACCAACUUUAGUUCCGUUUCAGGAACAGGAAUUGGUUCUUUGCAUCAAAGGAGGUUCAUUUUGAGGGGUUUUAGGGGGGGAUUGUCUUUCCUGAAAGUGAGCAGGGAUAGAGAUGGGAUUUUAGUGAGACAAGAGGGGUUGAAGAGGAAGAAGAAGAAGAAGAGGGUGGUUUUGGUUAAAUUCAAUCAAGGGUUUGGCUUCAACGGCGGGGGCGGCGGCGGGGGCGGGAGAGAUACCAGCGGCACCGCUAGGGUUUUGGGUAAUCUUGCUUUGGCUAUUGGUUUGACUUAUCUCUCUAUGACUGGCCAGCUUGGCUGGGUGUUGGAUGCAAUUGUUUCCGUUUGGCUUCUAGCAGUGAUACUACCAAUUGUGGGUUUGGGAGCUUUCCUCUGGUGGGCAGGAAGAGAUAUGGUUCAAGGCAGUUGUCCAAACUGCAGAAAUGAAUUUCAGAUAUUCAGAUCCGCUGUCAAUGAUGAUUUGCAACUGUGCCCCUUUUGUAGUCAACCUUUCUCUGUGGUAGGCGAUGAGUUUGUAAGUGAUCCUGUGAAGUUCUCCAACCAAUCUACUACUUUUGGAGAAGUAUUUAGCAAUUUCUCUUCUCGCUCCAACUCCAAGAAAGAAAAGGAUUUUUCUACAGCAGUUGUUGAUGUUGAAGCUGAUGUAAAAGAUGUAGACUGAAGCUUCCCUUUAUAAUGCAAUCAUCCCAUAUGAUGUACCUCUAUACCAUACCUUAGUCCAAGUCAAAAAGCUGCAAUGCGAAAAACAAGCGUCUGCCUAUAGCUCUGAUUUAGAGGACACGCAUGAAGAUGAUGCAGAGGGCUGCUAGCGCUUUUGCAAUUGUGAUCGAUCCACAUCUUUAAUCUCAAGAUUUCCUGCACCACCCUUGUAUAUUACCAUUACUUCUGUAAAGUCUAUUAUUGUUUGGCAUGUGGCAUAGCUGUCAAUACUGCACCUCACCUGACACUGUAUCCAAAUUUUAAAUUACUGCUACCAUACGGGAGGACUUGAACUA
Diospyros lotus (date-plum) is the source of this 1235-nucleotide messenger RNA. RefSeq lists its product as uncharacterized. The coding region runs from base 146 to 901 and encodes 251 amino acids. The record is from RefSeq and is a predicted model, not a curated record. The transcript is spliced from 7 exons. Lineage: Eukaryota; Viridiplantae; Streptophyta; Magnoliopsida; Ericales; Ebenaceae.